Molecule: messenger RNA, 2008 nt
Organism: Danio rerio (zebrafish)
Lineage: Eukaryota; Metazoa; Chordata; Actinopteri; Cypriniformes; Danionidae
Gene: tgfb3
Product: transforming growth factor, beta 3
Biological process (GO): transforming growth factor beta receptor signaling pathway; system development; animal organ morphogenesis
Cellular component (GO): extracellular region
Molecular function (GO): transforming growth factor beta receptor binding; cytokine activity; growth factor activity
Source: RefSeq, marked provisional
CAAUGCGGUCGGACAACACUCUGCUGAAUGUAUGUGAUCUUCAAAAGAGUCAGUGAUGGAUGUGUAAAGGAUGUUAUGGGAUUACAGUGCAGUGUUUACAUGGAAUAAGCUCGCAGUAUGGAAUCUGUUGGAGAAAGCAGGCUCAGCACUUGAGGACAACCUGGGAGCCGCUUCAUUCAUCUGAACUGGAAAACUGUGUGUUUACUUGAGGUGUCUAUAUAGUGUGCAGAUAUUAACCAUGCAUUUGGGCAAAGGACUGCUGUUUGUUCUGCUUUUAAACAGUGUGACCAUGAGCUUGUCUCUGUCCACCUGCACCACAGUGGACAUUGAUAACAUUAAGAAGAAGAGGGUGGAGGCCAUCCGGGGUCAGAUCCUCAGCAAACUCCGUCUGACCAGCCCGCCGCAGACCCUGGGCCCUAGUCAGGUGCCCUACCAAGUGCUGGCCCUCUACAACAGCACCAGGGAUCUGCUGGAUGGAUUCGGCAAGGACAGACACCAGAGCUGCGGGCAGGACAACACUGAGACUGAGUACUACGCUAAAGAGAUACACAAGUUCAACAUGAUCCAGGGAUCUCCUGAAAACAAUGACCUGCCCUACUGCCCGAAGGGAAUCACAUCGAAGGUUUUCCGCUUUGACGUCUCUAUCAUGGAGAAAAACGCCAGCAACCUGUUCCGCGCAGAGUUUCGUGCCCUGCGUAUGCCGAACCUGAGCACCUCCAGGACCGAGCAGAGAAUCGAGCUCUAUCAGAUUCUCCGUCCUGAUGAGCACAUCGGCAAGCAGCGCUACAUCGGCAGAAAAAACGUGAUGAUUGGAGGGACGGAUGAGUGGGUUUCCUUCGACGUCACUGAGACCGUACGAGAGUGGCUGACAAACAGAGCAACGAACCUGGGCCUGGAGAUCAGCGUUCACUGCCCCUGUCACACCUUCAGACCCAACGGAGAGAUCAUCGAGAACGUCAACGAGGCGCUGGAGGUCAAAUUCAGAGGGAUGGACGUUGAGGACGACGGGCCGAUCCGCUCAGAUAUGGGUCGUCUAAAGAAGCCAAAAGAGCAGAAUUUGCCUCAUCUGAUCCUCAUGAUGCUGCCGCCGCACCGGCUGGAUGUCCUGCCCACCUCCAGACGACGAAAGCGAGCUCUCGACACCAAAUACUGCUUCUCAAAUUACGAGGAGAACUGCUGCGUUCGGAAACUGUACAUUGACUUCCGGCAGGAUCUGGGCUGGCGGUGGAUUCAUGAGCCCAAAGGGUACCAUGCCAACUUCUGCUCUGGGCCAUGUCCGUACCUCCGCAGUGCUGACACCACACACAGCUCGCUGCUGAGUCUGUACAACACGCUGAACCCAGAGGCGUCUGCGUCCCCCUGCUGCGUUCCUCAAGACCUGGAGCCGCUCACCAUCCUCUACUACGUGGGCCGGACGCCUAAAGUGGAGCAGCUUUCCAACAUGAUCGUCAAAUCCUGCAAGUGCAGCUGAGAGGUCCGUUUUCAACCCAUCCACGAGCCAAAAGCUUCUGCGUUUUCAGACCAGCCAAAAGGCCACACGACCAUCCCUCAGACUUCCAGACCUUUAAAGUGACCUGUAGCGUGUAAUGUUCGGUCCGCUCUUUUAAACCUCAUGGGCAUUUCUGAACUCUGGAGCUCCAUGGAAGAUCUACAGACGGAGCUUUACUGAGAUCCCACACAUGCUGGAGCCACGGAUGGGUUCAACCAGCGUUUCUGUACAACGUAAUGAUUCUUUUGUUCCUCCAGACUGUUUAAAGUGUGUACCACAGUAACUCGCACUGUCUAAUGGGUUUUUUUUUUGUUAAUACAAACAUGCUGGAAAGAGAAAACAUGGUGUUUGGCCUUGGUUAUGUUUACCUCUGUCACACGGCAGAAGUUUUAGGGAUUUGUUUUUAGUUCUUCAAUGAAGCUGACGUAUGCCGACACAUGAACUUCUAGAUCACCAUCUGCUAAUGUUUCUACUGCUAUUACUCCUGAAAACACCCCUUUUUUAAUUAAAAUGACAAAA